Messenger RNA from Folsomia candida, 2085 nucleotides. RefSeq lists its product as uncharacterized. Bases 142 to 1962 code for a protein of 606 amino acids. The transcript has 2 exons. The record is from RefSeq and is a predicted model, not a curated record. Lineage: Eukaryota; Metazoa; Arthropoda; Collembola; Entomobryomorpha; Isotomidae.
UAUGGAUGGUAGAAAGAGCGUUACAUCAUCCGGCAGGCAGCGUAAGAUAUUAAUAUACUUACAAGCACUAAUUUUGGUGCAUUACUUCAUCAUAUUUAGUAAUACUUAACAUCUGGGAUAAUAUACUUAUGCUUAGAAUCAAUGACCGAGAAAAUUAAAGGCAAGGUACCCACUACCUCCAAACCCGAGGAAGGUCGAAAGAGCAAGUCCAGAGGAAAGAAAGACCAAGCCUCGGAAAGAAAAACGUUGCCACCAGUGGACGACGAGGAGGAAAAAGCAAAGCCCAAGAAAUCCACAUCUUCCAAAGUGAUCAGAAAAUCGCUUAUAUCGGCAACUCCUGGUAUUAUUAGCUCUCCUUCAAUUGUGGACGUUAAUGAGACAUGGAGUACAACGGAUGCCUCAAAAUCAGCUCGGUCAAGACAAUCCAGACCCAAAAAGACGAUUGCAGUUGUUCAACUUGACCCAAACGUUGAGACGACAGAUCAGAGAGAGCUUAGGAUACUCGUGCUCUGCUCCGAAUUGGCUGAAGAGAUUUGGGAAGAAUCCGUGGUCAUAUUCACACAAAGAUUUUGGCACAGAGAAAAAGGCAUGACAAUGAUUGCAGAACUCAGAGAUACCUGGCUGCGGAUCUUGGAAUGUUCGUGGAUGGAAUUUAACAUUGCGGCACAAGAAACACUUCCCUCCGAGGCUAUCAGUCUGUCAUAUGACAAAAGACCACUUCCUCCAUCACACGAUAUGUGGGCUCGUGGUACGUUGGAGUUGCUACCAGAGUCACGACGAGAAUCAAUCUUAGACCCCUUCAUCCGUCGUAAGGUGCUUGGUCGUGUAAUGAGUUCCAGUGGAGACGACGGCGACAUGAUUUCUCCAAUAAUCUCUUCAACGUCGAGUCUGCAAAAUUUAUUUGCCAGUGAGACAUAUUUCGAAGGCGAUGAAGAAGCAGAAAUAAGAUCAUCCGAUAAUAAGGACACUAAAGAUCUGGACUCUAAAAUGGUGAUGUCUAACACGAGUCCUGAUUCUUGGGCUGGUGAUGGCGAUGCCAAAGCUAACACGGAACAAGACUCGCUUUUCUCACAGUCCUUGUUUUCAGACAUUUCAAGCCCUACUACGCCACGAACGUCGCAAGAUGCAGAAUUUCAGCUGCUAAAAUGUGCCGUAAGUUUGGCGUCAUCAAAAAGUAGUCAUAGUGGACUCAAGCCGUGGACAAUUUCACAAUGUGGGAUGCAUGAUGGGACGCGUGGAGCAUUCAAGUUAUUUCGCCAAACAACAAGUGAAGCCAUACGACUACGUAAUCAAAGUAUUGAAAGCAGCAGCACCGCUGCUGCUACCGUGACGGGAAAUAAUUUGAAAGGUUGCCUUAUUUUUUGGGUAUUUAGCAAGGGGUUGAACAAUGAGUGUUGUACAUAUGUUUCAAUUAUUCGUUCCUUAAUAAUUUUGGCAGACGUUGAUGGUGCAAAUGCUCCUCAAGUUGAAUCCGUUCCAAAGUUGGACGAAGUUGAAACCAUAUUCUUGAAUGACCCUGGAACACACUCAAUAUAUGAAAAUGCUGCGCUAAGAGAUGGUGUUUUUGACAAGAGUCCUGUGCAAUCCCCAGUCUCCAGUCAAGUGAAUAUCGUGAUGCUUGAUGAUGAUUUUGUGACACCCACGGCGGAGACAAAUCUUGGUCAAGUAGGAGUGGUUCAGAUGAAGGUCGCUCUUGAUAAUAGUGAAGGGGCUGAAAAACUUCCGUUUCCUCAAGAGAUGGUAGAUCUACAACCACAGAAAAAUGAGCAAAUUGAGCCAGCCCUUCAACUUGGUAAAAAUAGAAGGGAUAAAACCGUUGAAAAUCCAAACUCGGUUGAAGCAGAAGAAGAUAAUGAUUUCUCGAACGACGCGUCACACAUCGCAAAGAUAAGAAAGGACCAAGCCCUUAAACGUAAAACAGUGACCCAGAAGAAAUUUAAUUCUGAAGAUGCGGCACAGUAAAUAGACAGAGAGUUAUUUUUAUAAUUAGUGAUAUUAGGAUGACACAAAUUAAUGUCAGUCAACUUCUUGCAUGUUCAUUUAUGGAAGAAUAAAGGCUAUUUAUUGCAAUAUAUUACCAAUUUU